AUGGGGCGCGUGCGGCGGCGCGUGGCACGAGGCCGGCAGCGACGCGAGCUUGAGCAGCGCGGGGCGGCGGCGCGCGCGGGGCCGCUGGAACGAGCGCCGGCUGUGCACGCGGCGCGCCGCCGCCGACCGCGCGUGCGCACUCGGCAGCCCCCGGCGCUCCGGCCCCUCCCCCGGCUCGGCGGGCGCGUGGCCGUCGGAGGUCGGCGCGGGCGGGGCGGGGCUUGGGGCGCGCGGCCGCGGGAGGCGCGUCGGCAGCGGGGGCUUCUCGGCGGCGGCGGGCGGCCCGUGGCGCGGGGACGCGCGUCCGGUCAGCGGCGUGUCGGAGCCGGUGUCACCUGCGGACGACGGGGCGUGAGCGGCGCGGCCAGUGCCGUCGGUCCCCGGCCUUGUGCAGACCGCGGGGACGCGGCUGCCUCCCUCGGCCGGCGGCUCCCGGGGGUGCGCGAUCGCGGGGCGACAGCAGCCCGAGCCACUGCACCUCCGCGGUGGUCACGUCGGCGGCCGCGCGACCCCGGGCAGAUUCAGCCGGGGCGCACGGCACCCUGCGCCGGGGACCCCCAGGACUCAGCGGAGCCCAGACGAGGAGGGAAAGGCCAGAGUCCAGGGCGGAAGCGGGGACAGACACAGCAGCAGCAGAAGCGGCGGGCAGAGGCCGGCCCGCGUCACUGCCCACAGCCAGACAGCAGUGGGGCCACCGAGGCACGUCUGCCGCACCAGCCCUGCCAGACGGCUGUUCCUGCGCCAAGGCCCAACCAGCAGCCAAGGGUGGACGGGCACAGGUGUCCCCCUGGGAAAAACCUGUUCCUGCCCAUUUGGAGCAGCCGCCCCGCCCCACCCACGCCUCACCCUCCCCGCUCCUCCCACAGGUGCCAAGAGGAAACCUUAAAUGACCCGCACCUGUUACAGGGCCUGGGGACUUUGGGGGGAAAAGACUGCCCCUCCCUUGGGGCCCGGCCUGGCCCGGCCCAGCCAGCCCUGUUCUCAGUUCCCUGUGAGCUCGGGAGUCAGCUUCAUGGCGUGACCACACAGGUCCCGCGUAGUUUGUGACCAAACUGACAAUCUAAGAGCAAAUGCUCGAAGAUAACCUGCUAAAGUAAGUCAAACGCCCGACAGCCCUGUGUCCCUGCGUCUCGGCUGCGAAGCGUGUGCUGCCGACAGGCUCUAGGAGGAGGAAGAGCAGCUGCUGGAGAAAGUGAAAGUUCAGUCCAGGGAGAGGGAGGCCCGCAGGAGGAGCUGAGAGAGAGCAGGGGUUAGGCCAUUACACGUUCGAGGAGCUGAGAGAGAGCAGGGGUUAGGCCAUCGCAUGUCGGAGGAGCUGAGAGAGAGCGGGGGUUGGGCCAUCGCAUGUCGGAGGAGCUGAGAGAGAGCAGGGGUUGGGCC
This is a messenger RNA of Lemur catta (Ring-tailed lemur), 1380 nucleotides long. Its product is annotated as serine/arginine repetitive matrix protein 3-like. The coding region runs from base 1 to 1047 and encodes 348 amino acids. The transcript is spliced from 3 exons. NCBI's taxonomy places the organism in Eukaryota, Metazoa, Chordata, Mammalia, Primates, Lemuridae. The record is from RefSeq and is a predicted model, not a curated record.